CAGCAGCAACUCAGCAAUUGCUCAGUGAUGGGUAGCGGAGGCUCCAAACCGGAGCAGCAACACGUUUUCAAUGCCGAUGUGCCAGUACGACUUUCUCAAUCAGUUUUGAACUCCCUGCAAGAAAGUCCAGAGACCGACUCAACGCGCGCACAAAUCCUCGAGCUCCGAGUGCAAGAACGGGUCAACGCCGAACUCCAGCGCAUCCGCGACGCCCAGGCGAAGAAGCUCGAAUCUCUCACUGCUUCCCUGACCACGCAUCCUCCUAAAGAAGGCGAAGGUCUGCCAUCAGAAGUUGCGCGCGAUCCGCACAGUCUUGCUGCCCACCUGAGCUCGCCUUUCUACCACGACUGGACCAAGGAGGAACCGCAGCCUGCGAAGUGCGUAGAGAGCGAUCGAUCGCACGACAGCGUGCAGAAGGAAAUCAUGGAUCUGAAGCAGAAGUUGGAGCAACGGAAGAAGCUGGAGAAGGUUCCGGACAGCGUGGAAAAAGCGAAAGAAUCACUCGUACAAUGUCUACGCAUCAACGAUCGAAGGCCGCUUGACUGCUGGCAAGAAGUUGAGCAGUUCAAGAAAGAAGUCGGCAAGCUGGAACAAGCUUUCAUCCAGAAAGCUGGUCGGUGAUCGCCUAAAGGACAGCAUGUGUGAAUCUGUAUAUACCCUCCUGUAUUCUGAAAAAGUACGCACUUCUAGAGGCUUUCAGGCUUUCGACAAUUCGUAGCGAGGACCGCGACACUUGCCCAGCUAUGUCAGGUGAGAGAAGUUUUCGCUCAGCCAGCCACCGACACCGACAUUUUCAGCAUUAUUCAAAGAGUUGACGAAUCGGCCUGACAAGAAAGCUCUAGGAAGCUGUCCUAAUUCAGUCAGUACAAUGACCAUGUAGCUGCUCCAACCAUCGAAGCCUGGUGUA
Messenger RNA from Pseudocercospora fijiensis CIRAD86, 907 nucleotides. RefSeq lists its product as uncharacterized. Bases 28 to 621 code for a protein of 197 amino acids. The transcript is spliced from 3 exons. The record is from RefSeq and is a predicted model, not a curated record. NCBI's taxonomy places the organism in Eukaryota, Fungi, Ascomycota, Dothideomycetes, Mycosphaerellales, Mycosphaerellaceae.